UAAAAAAAAGGAGCGGCUCAUGGCAGUCUUGACUCUUGACUCUUAACACACUUGUAAGAUAAGGUCAACGUAUCGUAGCAACCUUUCAUGGCGGGCAACAACUUGCAAGCAAGCACGCCAUCGAUGAUCGAUCUAUACUUAGUGAACAGAACAGGAAGACGAUCACUCAUCUAAUACCGAAUUAUUAGCUGGAGAGAUCGAUUCAAGGCUAUUGUCUGGAUCGAAUGAUUUGUCCAUGGAGUGUAGCGGCGGCGGCGGUGGCGCUGCUGCUUCUGUCGCCGGGGGAGAAUCAGAUGGUCCGAGUGUCAGCACAGCCGACGAAGACGAGGUGCGCCGCCGGCGUCGUCGACACCUGCGGCGACGUGGGCGUGCCGUACCUGUUCGGCAUCGACGGCGGUAGCUGCAGCUUCCUCCCGGGCUUCAACCUCACCUGCGACCGCACCAAGCAGCCACACAGGCUGUUCCUCGGCGACGGCUCCCACCUCCAGGUCACCGAGAUCUCCCUGGCCAACUACACGGUGCGCGUCCUCAACGGCGUCGGCACCGUGAACUUCACCUUUGCGGGGCACAACGAUUCCACGGCGAAGUGGGCCGGAGUCAGCGUCGGCCAAGACGACGGGCCGUACAUCGUCUCAGAGGAGCACAACCAGCUGGUGGUGACGGGGUGCAACAUCAUGGCCUCCCUGCUCGGGAACAGCGGCAGCAACGUCAUCAUCGGCUGCUCCUCCUUCUGCUCCAUCACCGACUGGUGGGGCGCCGACCCAAUAGUGCACUCCGGCGCCGGCGGCGCGUGCUCCGGCCUCGGCUGCUGCGACGUCAACAUCACCAUCGGCCGGCCCUCCUACGAACUGCAGCUCAGGUGGCUCGACUGGGACCACAACUACGACGACCUCCUGCCCAUCGCCGUGCGCAUCGCGGAGCGCGGUUGGUUCGACGGCAUGUCGACCAAGCUUCUCAGGAAAAACAGCCGCAGCGCUGUUCCCGUGCCCGUGGUGCUGGAGUGGGCCGUGGCGUCUGUUCACAAGCCGCCCACUCCCGUAGACGUGAACAGCACGUGCCCCAAGGACCCGGCGAGAAGCGAGUGCCGUAGCAGCAACAGCUUCUGCCGCAACAUCGCCAACAUGUACCGCAGCGGUUACGUGUGCAAGUGCGACGACGGGUACCAGGGCAACCCUUACCUCACCGGCGGCUGCCAAGAUAUCGACGAAUGUUCGCUGCCGGGCAAGUGCUUCGGUGAGUGUACAAACACGCCAGGAAACUACAGUUGCCGUUGUCCGCGUGGUGCGCGUGGCAAUCCCUACACCAAAGAUGGCUGCAUCAAGUUUCCUCUAGGUUUAAGUGUUGGCAUAGGAGUUGGCAGUGGCGCGGGCCUUCUGUUCCUGGUAUUUGGUGCUAGAUUGGCAACCCGUGAGAUUAAGCACCGAAGGGCAAAAAGGGUGAAACAAAAGUUUUUCAAGCAGAACCGUGGUCAUUUACUGGAGCAAUUGAUAUCUCAGAGGGCAGACAUUGCUGAAAGAAUGAUAUUGCCCUUAGUAGAGCUAGAGAAGGCAACUAAUAAUUUUGACAAAUCCCGAGAGCUCGGUGGAGGAGGGCAUGGUACUGUUUACAAGGGGAUUUUAUCAGACUUGCAUAUCGUGGCAAUCAAGAAAUCCAAAGAAGCAAUCCAAAGAGAAAUUGAUGAGUUCAUAAACGAGGUUGCCAUUCUAUCGCAAAUAAACCAUCGGAAUGUUGUGAAGCUUUUCGGUUGUUGUCUUGAGACAAAAGUGCCACUUCUUGUCUAUGAAUUCAUAUCAAAUGGAACUCUAUAUGAACAUCUUCAUGUUGAUGGACCAAUAUCAUUGUCAUGGGAGGAUAGGUUGAGGAUAGCAACUGAAACAGCUAGAGCUCUUGCCUAUCUUCACUGGGCUGUUGCAUUCCCUAUUAUCCAUAGGGAUAUCAAGUCUCAUAAUAUUCUUUUGGAUAGCACCUUUACAACGAAGGUAUCAGAUUUUGGAGCUUCAAGAUGCAUUCCAGUGGAUCAAUCAGGAGUUACAACAGUUGUCCAAGGAACACGUGGAUACUUAGACCCCAUGUAUUACUACACAGGAAGGCUUACGGAGAAAAGUGACGUAUAUAGCUUUGGCGUCAUUCUAAUAGAGUUGCUUACCAGAAAGAAACCGUUUUCAUAUAGAUCACCUGAGGGAGAUAGUUUGGUUGCACAUUUCACGUCCCUACUAGCUGACAGUAACUUGGUUGACAUACUUGAUCCUCAAAUCAUAGAGGAGGGAGGGAAGCGAAUGAUGGAAGUAGCGGCUUUGGCUGCCGUAUGUGUAAAGCUGGAAGCUGAAGAACGGCCGACUAUGAGACAAGUGGAGAUGUCCUUGGAAAGUCUUGGAGGGUCGUUGCAGGAGCAUACCACGGGCUUGAUUGCAACAGAAUCUCGUAGAAUUAGGCAUGUUGCAGAAGAGAAUUAUCCAACAAGGGAGGGAACAGGCAAUGAGGAAGCAAGUCGACAGUAUAGUUUGGAAGUAGAGUACCUGCUAUCUUCAAGGUACCCUCGGUAAUGAUGAAGAUUAUGCAGUGUUUGUCUCUUGAUGUAAUAUUUAGUUAAUUCGAUUCAUAUCUGCUUGAACAUGCGUGAUGUCAUUUUUAUAAUUUUGUAUUUAUUAGACUUCAGACAUCUGAAAAUUUGUGGAUUAUUGUAACUAAGCCAACUAAGCAAAAAAUUACAUUGUGAUCUAAUGUGCAAUUUUGUUUGUUUCAA
This is a messenger RNA of Oryza sativa Japonica Group (Japanese rice), 2743 nucleotides long. Its product is annotated as wall-associated receptor kinase 3. The record is from RefSeq and is a predicted model, not a curated record. Gene Ontology annotation, biological process: cell surface receptor signaling pathway; protein phosphorylation. Lineage: Eukaryota; Viridiplantae; Streptophyta; Magnoliopsida; Poales; Poaceae. Gene Ontology annotation, molecular function: protein serine/threonine kinase activity; polysaccharide binding; ATP binding. Gene Ontology annotation, cellular component: plasma membrane.